UUUUUUCAGCAUCUGCCAGUCAUCAUAUUGGAAACCAGUGUAAAUUAAAUGAUGGCUCCUCCAGAGAACAUUCCAUCUAAGUUAGUGAGAGUUAUUGAGUGUAAGCAGGGUGCUGUCAGAGCUGUCAGAUUUAAUGUGGAUGGAGGAUACUGUAUGACAUGUGGAUCAGAUAAAUCAGUCAAAUUGUGGAACCCCCAUAAAGGCACACUUCUUCACACUUAUGCUGGCCAUGGCUAUGAAGUUUUGGAUGCUAGAGGAUCAAGUGAUAAUUCGCUCAUUGGUUCCUGUGGUUUAGACAAGUCUGUAAUGAUGUGGAAUGUCAGUACAGGAGAAGCACUCAGAAAGUUUCGGGGCCAUGCUGCUAGAGUUAAUUGUGUAGCAUUUAACGAAGAGUCAACCGUAAUAUUAUCAGGCUCAGUUGAUGGCACUGUCAGAAUCUGGGAUCUUCGUAGCCGAAAAAAUAACCCCAUUCAGGUUUUAGAUGAAGCAAAAGAUGCAAUAAUGACAGUUGAAGUAUCAUCCCACGAGAUCCUUACUGCAUCACUGGAUUGUUACACUCGUAUAUAUGACCUGCGUAAUGGCCAACUGGUGUCAAAUUGUAUUGGAGAAAGUGUGACAUGUGCAUCAUUUAGUGGCGAUGGCCAGUGUGUUCUCUCCUCAACUAUGGGCUCUUCUAUACGUCUCAUGGAUCGAGAAACUGGAGAACUUCUCUCUCAGUAUACUGGCCACACCAGUAAAGAAUAUAAGGUGGAGAGUUGUUUUACUUCCUCCGAUACCCAUGUGAUGUCAGGCUCGGAGGAUGGGUACGUGUACUGCUGGAAUCUUGUUCAAACUACUCUUACCAAGAAACUGGAGCAUGUGGGUAGCAAAGUGGUGCACUCCCUCUCCUCACACCCAUCAGAAGCAUACCUUCUGACUGCCACGCUUGGCCAGAUGUGGCUUUGGUCUGCUGAAUCAUCACAGGAUAUAGAAAGUGCCUAAAUAAAGUUCAAUCACAAGCACAGUAUUACUUUGGUUUGCAGAAUCAUCACAAGACAUAAAAAUUAUUUUAAUAAAGUUAAAUUACAAGUUCAAACCCA
Messenger RNA from Procambarus clarkii (red swamp crayfish), 1079 nucleotides. Lineage: Eukaryota; Metazoa; Arthropoda; Malacostraca; Decapoda; Cambaridae. The record is from RefSeq and is a predicted model, not a curated record.